This is a messenger RNA of Sporisorium graminicola, 1659 nucleotides long. RefSeq lists its product as uncharacterized. NCBI's taxonomy places the organism in Eukaryota, Fungi, Basidiomycota, Ustilaginomycetes, Ustilaginales, Ustilaginaceae. The record is from RefSeq and is a predicted model, not a curated record. Gene Ontology annotation, biological process: transmembrane transport. Bases 1 to 1659 code for a protein of 552 amino acids. Gene Ontology annotation, molecular function: transmembrane transporter activity. Gene Ontology annotation, cellular component: membrane. The transcript has a single exon.
AUGGAAGAGAAGCAAAGGGACGCCUACGAUGAUGCUUCCAAACCCGUAAGCUCCCUCUUGGAGUAUCGACCGCCUAGCAUGCUCAAGCAGGCCACUACUGCUGCCGAAGCAAUCGACGUGGUUCCGCGCAAGCACUUCAGCACGUUCGGCCUCAUCGGCCUUUCGUUCGCCAUCCUCAACUCAUGGACUGCAGCGUGUGCUGCAAUCAAUCUUGCGCUAGGCGCAGGUGGACCUGUUGGUGUCGUCUGGGGUAUUCUCGUCGGUACCCUUGGCGCACUCACCAUUGCUGUGUCCCUCGCUGAACUCUGUCAUGUCUAUACCACGGUCGGCGGACAGUACCACUGGACCUACGCCAUGACUAACAAACGAUACCGCGCUCCCGUAGCUUACAUCGCCGGAUGGAUGGGCACCGCUGGUUGGAUCGCCCUCGCUUCCAGCGUACCACUCUAUGCCGGGUCAACCGUCAUGGGUGUCAUCGGCAUCUACCUGCCUGGUUUCAAUGCCAGCACUUGGAAGCUGUUCUUGGUCUACAUGGGCCUUACCGUCUACUGCGGCGCGGUCAACAUCUUUGGCGUCCGCAUCUUCAGCAAGAUGAACCAAGCCGCUCUGCUGUACUCCAUGUUUGGUGCCAUCGUCGUAUUUGUCGUCUGUAUCGCCGUUCCCUCCGCUCAGGGACAUCGAUCCAGCGCCAGCUUCAUCUUCACCGAUUUCGUCAACAUCACAGGGUGGAGCGACGGCAUCGCGUGGAUGAUCGGUCUCAUUCAGGCGCAGUACUGCCUGGUGGGCGCUGAUGGCGCUUCGCAUGUGAUUGACGAGAUCGAUCGUCCGCACAUCAAUGCGCCCAAGGCGAUGGUGUUGGCGUGUCUUAUUGGGGGUACGAGUUCGUUUUUGGUUCUCAUUGCCGUGUUGGCGGGGAUCAGCGAUAUGGAGAGCGUCAUCAGUGCAGGUGCCGCUGGAAUCGUCGAGGCCUUCUUCCAGGCUACGCACAGCAAAGCAGCAACGCUCUGCCUCAACCUCAUCCUCCUUGGGACUCUUACCUUCGCCGGACCUGCGCUCAUGAUCACCACCAGCAGGAUGGUUCAGGCGUACGCAAACGACGGCUGCCUGCCUUUUCAAAGCAAGCUGGGCUCGAUCUCACCCAGAUACCAGGUGCCCGUCUAUGCAGUACUCUUCUGCUGCACCUGCUACACCGUCUUUGGCGUUGUUCUCUUUGGAUCCGUCAUUGCGGUGCAAGCCAUCGUCAGUGCGAGCGUCGUACUUCUUCAACUGUCGUACGUCGUGCCCAUUGCUGGAAUGCUUUUUGGAGGGAGAAAACGCAUCUUUAACGCUCAACGCAGUGACUGCAGCGACGACAACGACGACGACGACGAUGAUGAGAUCCCCAUUCCAUCCGAAAUCAAGUACACUCUCGGCCCCGUGCUAGGCCCUAUCAUUAACACGGCAGCUCUGUGCUACAUCCUGCUCACAACAGUGCUCUUCCUGCUACCUUCCUACAUUCCCGUCACUUCUCCUUCGCUCAUGAACUACUCGGUCGUCGUCGUGGCUGCCACUUUAGCUUUGGCCGCGGCCAAUUGGUUUGUAUUUGCAAGGAAACAAUACACGGGGCCGAAGGAUUUCAAGGAGGUGCUGAAGAGGGCCCAACUUAGCAGAAUAGAUUGA